UUUGGUGAAAACCAGGAAAUAGAUCUGGACCGUUGGAUCAGAUCUAAUCUAAGGCCAGGAUCAUUUUUUUAAAACAAACAUGGAGGGACAAAAGAGUCAUUUUGCACGAAGUAUAUAAACCGUAAAUAACACCCCACUCCCCCUUCCUUCCGCCGAUAAAAUACCUAACUCGUCGGAAAACACCGCCGGACGUCCUCUUUGACAAACUCCACGCCGUAAUCUCACUCUCAACGACAUCAUAUUCAUCUUCAUCUACCUUCAACGUCGCCGUAAUCUCAGUCCUUCGUUCUAUUUUGUAAUCGUCGCCGGAAAAUUCAAGUUCAAUUGAACUCGCCGACGCCAAUUAAAUCAGUAACUAAUUCCGAUUGUUUAUCAAUGGAGGAAGAAGAUCUGAUAAGCGAUUAGGAACUCGAAGAGAUAUCAAAAAGUUAUGACAUAGGUGUUGGCAGUUCAAACAUUACACCAAAAACUAGUAUAACGAUCAAGCAUACAACACCAGAAGGGUCCGUGUUUCAGGAGCCCGGUGUAGAUAUAAAGUAUAGGCCAGUUUUAGGAACUAUCUACAGAAGCCUGGAACAGUGCCAAAAAAUGUACCAUGAAUAUGCGUAUAGGGCGGGAUUUGAUGUUAGAAAGUCAAAUAACAAAAAGACUAAUAGUGGGAGGAUAUACCAGAAGUGGUAUAUUUGCAGCAGAGCUGGCACUCCACCAAAGAUGAAAGUGGACACGUUAGAAAAUUGUGGAAGGCAAAUUAGGAAAAGCAAUAUACAGCGUACAGGAUGCAGGGCUAUGGUGAGAUUUGAUGCCGUAGGUGAGAAAUGAUGUUUCAGGCUCGCUGUUUUCGAAGAAAUACACAACCACCUAAUGGUUCCACCUCAAUACAGACACCUAUCAAAGCAUGAAAGGCAGCUCAAAUAUGCCGAACAAUUGUUUGUCUACAAAGCAUCAGUAUGCAAUAUAGGACCAACCAAGGCACACCAGCUUUAUAGUACCAUAAAAGGUUGUGAUGAAAAUGUGAAUGGAACUGUAACUGAUUUCAGGAAUUGGUCAAGGGAUCUCAAUGUUUAUAUCAGUGAAAGCGAUUCGCAAAUGCUGAUAAACAAAAUGGAAGAAAAGAAAGAGUAUUUUCCUAGUUUUUCAUUCUACUACAAGGCUGAAGAUAGCUUGUUGCACUCGUUGUUUUGGGCAGAUGAAGUUGCUAAGUGCAACUACAAGGAGUUCAGUGACAUUAUGUCAUUUGAUGCCACAUACCAAACGAACAGGUACAACAUGAUGUUUGUGCCUUUCACCGGCAUAGAUAACCACGGUAAAUGUGUGACAUUUGCAGCGGGGCUCAUAAGGGAUGAAAAGGCAGAAACAUACACUUGGUUGCUUAAAAGUUUCAUGGAUGCGUUCGGUAAGGAGUCGAUUAUGGUGGUGACUGAUCAAGACAAAUCAAUGGAAAUAGCCAUAAGGAAUGUAUUCAAAACAGCCAAACACAGGUUGUGCAUGUGGCACAUUACACAGAAGCUACCAACCAAGGUUAAGGACGCGAUUCCAAGCAUUGAAGAUGAAGCAGAAAGAGAUUUCAAGCAGAGAUUCGACAGUAUUGUAUGGAACAUGCACAUGGAACCGAAAGAGUUUGAAGAAAAAUGGGGACAGUUGAUGAUCGACUUCUCACUGACAAAUGAUAAGUGGUUUAAAUUCAUGUUCCAGAUCAGGACUUCUUGGAUACCAGCUUAUUUUAUCGACACCUCAAUGUUUGGGCUCAUGCGAACGACCUCAAGGUCUGAAAGUGAGAAUGCCUUCUUCUCCCAUUUCACAAGAUCGGGUUCAAACUUGAUCAACUUUAUGAGUGGGUUCAAAUCAGCGAUGCUGAAGCAAAGGUCAAAGUAGGAGGAUUUGGAUGCCAAGACAAUUAAAACCACCAGAGAGUAUUGCACAAAGCUCGAUAUAGAAAGGCAUGCUGCAAACGUGUAUACACACACGAUGUUUGAGGUGAUUCAAAAGGAGAUUGAGGCCGCUAUAUAUUUGUGUUCAUUGGCAGGGAUGACUACAGAGGAGUCUGGGCAAGUUGCUGUCAUACAAGAGGAUAGGCAAGAUUCAAAGACUGUGCAAUACAAGGUACUUCAUAACCGUAAGGAUGGUUUGGUAACAUGUACAUGUAGACACUACCUGAGAUAUGGUCUUUUGUGUCGACAUUGUUUUUGGAUCUUAAAUUUCAUCUGGAACAUCAAUGAGAUUCCAGAAAGAUACAUCAACAGACGUUGGAGGAGAGAUAUCAUACCACCAGAUCUGAGAUCACGAAGAAACAAAUACGGUAAUGCAAAUAAUGGUGUUCAAAAGUAUGUUCAUGAGAUAAAUACAGUUGUAGAAGAUUGCAUUGAUAACCUUGUACCCGAUGAGAAAAUGCUCCAAGAAUUUCUUGACAAGAUUAAAGCAUUGAAGAUUGAUGUUGAGAAGAAUGUGCAAAAGACACCAAAGAAGAAAGAAGAUACUAUGGCAGAUUUGACUGGGACCAGGAGGCCUGGCGAAAUCCUUGUAAGUAACCCACCGGUAGGAUCAUAUAAAGGGUGUGCGAAAAAGACAAGAUUAAUGGGCGGCAAAGAGUUGGGAAUAAAAGAAAGCCAGAAGAGAAAGGCGAUGUGCAGAAACUGUGGAGGUACAAACCACAAUGCAAGAACGUGCGGUAAAGAAAAAGUUACAAAGAAACAAUGCACUUCAACUGAUGCUGCAAAAUAAAACAAUUCAAACGAGGCUUAUGUCAACAAUCCAUGAUGGAUUUUUCUAUUUUCAUACUUUCUUAAUUUUUCAAUAAUUUUGUUUGUCACCAUUAUGAUCAUUUAAUUUGUUUG
Molecule: messenger RNA, 2831 nt
Organism: Erigeron canadensis
Lineage: Eukaryota; Viridiplantae; Streptophyta; Magnoliopsida; Asterales; Asteraceae
Product: protein FAR1-RELATED SEQUENCE 5-like
Exons: 5
Coding region: 862-1872 (336 amino acids)
Biological process (GO): regulation of DNA-templated transcription
Source: RefSeq, a predicted model, not a curated record